CUACGGUAUAUGUUUAAAUUUGAAACUGUAGUCAGCCCAACCUUACAGCAACGAUACCGGCAGCGUCGCUGCGCAGCUCCGUUCUCCGUGUAUUUUUCUCCGGGCAGCCUGAGGUGUGGUGCAUCCUAUAUAUACGCUUAAUACGGUACUAGGAGUAGAAAAGCAUCUACGUAGAAACGGGCCCGGAGCCCAGAAAUGGAACGGGUCGCUGACGUCCCAGCACACGGCGAGUGCAAUCGGGACCCUUCUGACUUUGCUCUUACCAAUAAGAAUCUUGUUUGUUGCUACGUGUGCCGCCUAAUCAAGUCGCGCAACCAGCCCAUGGAGUGUACGACAGUUGCGACGAUCGUACAAGCUUCGGCUGCUUCAGUCAUCAACUUCAUGCGAGCGGUGAUAACAUCGCAGAGCCUUGCGGCCUUGACAGCUGCGGCGCCGCCCCUGGUAGCUAGUACGGCAGCGGCAGCGGCGCCAGCAGCGACGGCGGCGCGGAGAGUCCUAAGCGCCAGCGUGACGAGCGUGCGAGCUUCAUGCGGCGGCGGCGGCGGCGGUGGCGGCGGCGGCGGCGGCCUCCGAGGAUUCUCUGCGUCGAGCGGUGCUACGACCAGUUUAGCGACGGCGGGAGAGGAGCUCGCGCAUACCGAGGCGACGGCGGCGGCGGCGGCGCCCUCCCCAACGCGCAAUCAGCAUUGGGCUCCCUCCAGCUACAGCCACAGUCACAGCGUCACCUCACCCUCCACGCCCUCGUGUGGUGGUUUCGGAGCCUUGAGCGGCGCACAGCAGUACAUGGCGAGAGCGCAUGAGGAGGUGACGGUGCUGUUCGCAGGCCCCGACAGCAUCCGCCCAGGUACCUCCCAGAUCAUUUUGCAUGGGCCCAUUACUGGAAGUUCAGUUGCGCAAGUCUUCGUGCUGCAUUGA
Messenger RNA from Volvox carteri f. nagariensis, 915 nucleotides. RefSeq lists its product as uncharacterized. The coding region runs from base 196 to 915 and encodes 239 amino acids. The record is from RefSeq and is a predicted model, not a curated record. NCBI's taxonomy places the organism in Eukaryota, Viridiplantae, Chlorophyta, Chlorophyceae, Chlamydomonadales, Volvocaceae. The transcript has 4 exons.